UGGCAAACCUAUACAUGUAUUGUUUUCACAGAAAACCAAAUCAUACCCAUAAAUAUGGGAGAGACUGAGGAAAACGUUAAAGAUCAAGGUGAAAUUGAGAAGGAAGAGAAAGACAAAGCAGAGGAUGGUGACGCAAAAGACGAAAAGAAAGACAAGGACGAGAAAAAGAAGAAAGAUAAAGAAGGUGGGGAAGAUAAAGCUGGGGAUUUGGCUGAUGAAGAAGAAAAACAGUCCAAGGACAAGAAGAAGAAGAAAGAAAAGAAAGAGAAAACUGAUAAGAAGGAUCCACCAAAACUUCAGGCAAAGCUUGAGAAACUAGACUCCAAGAUCCAGGCUCUUCAGGCUAAGAAAGAGGAAAUCCUCAAACUGCUUGAGGAACCCAAACAAGGUGCAGAAAAUCCAACCCAGUGAAUCUGCCCCAAAUAUCAAUCAAUGUACAUCGAUGUAUAGAAGUCUACGCAUUUCCCUGGAUAAUUUUGUUUGAUUAUUUGAUCAUUGAAGUUUUAUUCCCUGCUCAGAUAUGCUUGUUACGAAUGCAAUUUAACGCUUAAUUUAAAGGACAUUUGAUUUGGUUGGUA
Molecule: messenger RNA, 578 nt
Organism: Prosopis cineraria
Lineage: Eukaryota; Viridiplantae; Streptophyta; Magnoliopsida; Fabales; Fabaceae
Product: protein PXR1
Exons: 1
Coding region: 55-411 (118 amino acids)
Source: RefSeq, a predicted model, not a curated record